AUGUCGGCCCGGCAGACCGCCCCGGCUCUCGCCGCCGAGCUCUCCAAGUUAAUUAGGCUAUGCCAUCACCGCGCCCGCGAAUCCAAUUCCCAAGAGGAGGAAGAAGUCUCACCAGAGGCAGAUUUAAAGACCCGACUAGAAAACUUGAAUCGAGUUGAAACCACCGUGCUACCUGCCAUUAGUGACCUAGUCACCGAACUACUCGAAGUCUUAGACUUACCUGCUAAAGACUCGGUUUCUCCCCAGCCCAAGCUCGGCGAAGCCUUAGAAAUCGUCCCUAGGUUCACUAGCCUCGUGGAAGACCUGGCCCGCUCCGUCCUUCCUCCUGAUUACUCCAAUCCAGAAAUUUGUCGACUGAUCGAUCAAAAUUAUCGCCAAUUGCACCAAUUCAAAUCUCACUACUUGAAGAAAACGGUUACCGAGUUCAUGAAAGAUGAUCUCCCAAGCUUAUUCGUUGAAAUCUCUUCCUUUGUUUCUCAUGGCCAAUAUUACGAUUAUAAAUUCAAACCGUUAGACCGCUCCAACGCGCCCCAACACGCUGGGGCAGCUGGCCGAAUCCAAAUCAUGAUCCCCAGAAUCUUGAACAUCAUCCGCGGAUCAAACUUCGAUAUCAUCCAAUCCAUGUGGACUCACUGUCAGGUCAUGUUGGGCCACUAUAUGUCAUACAUCCAAGUCUGUAUCAACUUCACAAACAACCUGGACCCUGCGCGCACUGAGCCAGACUACGCCCCACAUAUACCGGCUGUUCUCGAACUGCUGGACCAAACCAUGGUCCUGCUCAAGAUGUGCAGACUCUUCUCCCGAAAGAUUGGCUCCACACGUCUCUUCAAAUUUGCUGAAGGCAUGAGCUCGGCCGCGCUCGAAAGCUUCAGUGCUGUCUCUGAAAAGUUUGAGAACCACGUCUUUGGACUGAUCGGCUACAUGCACUCUGUUGCCGACGGCGAGGAGAAGCUCAGCUGGGACCUCAAGCCCGAUGUCGAGCGGAUCAUUCAUGAUGUCAACUUUUCCUUGGACUUCAUCCGCUCGAAUAUGGUCCCUUCUUAUCCCCCUCAGACGGUCGAUGAGGUUAUGGAUCACCUGUUUGGAACAUUCUCUGAAAACUUUUUUCCUUUUCUCGAUAGACACGUCGCCCGACUGACUCAGUUCCAAGCUGAGGGUUAA
Molecule: messenger RNA, 1161 nt
Organism: Puccinia graminis f. sp. tritici CRL 75-36-700-3
Lineage: Eukaryota; Fungi; Basidiomycota; Pucciniomycetes; Pucciniales; Pucciniaceae
Exons: 2
Coding region: 1-1161 (386 amino acids)
Source: RefSeq, a predicted model, not a curated record